Molecule: messenger RNA, 939 nt
Organism: Sus scrofa (pig)
Lineage: Eukaryota; Metazoa; Chordata; Mammalia; Artiodactyla; Suidae
Product: olfactory receptor 2L2-like
Biological process (GO): G protein-coupled receptor signaling pathway
Cellular component (GO): membrane
Molecular function (GO): olfactory receptor activity; G protein-coupled receptor activity
Source: RefSeq, a predicted model, not a curated record
AUGGAAAAUUAUAAUCAAACAUCAACUGAUUUUAUCUUAUUGGGGUUAUUUCCCCCUUCAAGAAUUGGCUUGUUUCUUUUUAUUAUCAUUAUUCUCAUUUUCCUAAUGGCUCUAUUUGGUAACGUCUCCAUGAUUCUUCUCAUCCUUCUGGACAUCCAUCUUCACAAACCCAUGUAUUUUUUACUUAGUCAGCUAUCCCUCAUGGACCUGACAUAUAUUUGCACUAUUGUCCCCAAAAUGGCCUCCAACUUUCUGUUUGGAAACAAAUUUAUCUCUUUCAUUGGUUGUGGGGUUCAGAGUUUCUUCUUCUUGACUAUAGCAGGUACAGAAGGAUUGCUCUUGGCCUCUAUGGCUUAUGAUCGUUAUGUGGCCAUUUGCUUUCCUCUUCACUACCCUAUUAGAAUCAGCAGAAAAGUGUGUGUGUCUAUGAUAAUGGGAUCUUGGAUAAUGGGCUCUAUCAACUCCUGUGCCCACACCACAUAUGCCCUCCAUAUCCCUUAUUGCCAGACCAGGGCCAUCAAUCAUUUCUUCUGUGAUGUCCCAGCCAUGUUGACUCUGGCCUGCAUGGACACCUGGAUCUAUGAAUACACAGUGUUUGUGAGCACCACUGUCUUCCUCUUGUUACCUUUCUUUGGUAUUGCAUGUUCCUAUGGUCAUGUUCUCCUUGCUGUCUAUCGCAUGAACUCAGCAGAAGGGAAGAAGAAGGCCUAUUCAACCUGCAGCACCCACCUCACUGUGGUUACUUUCUACUAUGCACCCUUUGUUUACACUUAUCUACGUCCCAGAUCCUUAAGAUCUCCAACAGAAGACAAGGCUUUGGCUGUCUUCUACACAAUCCUGACCCCAUUGCUCAACCCUAUUAUCUAUAGCUUGAGAAAUAAGGAGGUAAUGGGGGCCUUGAGAAGACUAAUGCAUAGAAUCUACUCUGUGCAACUGUAG